Yamadazyma jaroonii is the source of this 1338-nucleotide messenger RNA. Lineage: Eukaryota; Fungi; Ascomycota; Pichiomycetes; Serinales; Debaryomycetaceae. The record is from the annotation of a GenBank genome assembly.
AUGAAAUUUGGUAAGGCUAUACAGGAAUGGGUGUAUUCCUUGAGUACCAAUGAUAAAUAUUCAGAAUAUGAUUCUACCAAGUCAUUCAAUAGAGUGAAUAAACCAAGAACAGAAACUGAAACUAACCUUUUGACGCAUCACCAAAACACUUCUAAUACCUUUAUUGGGGAUUCAGAAUUACAAAACUAUGCUUUAGAUGGGAUUCACGAAGUAAGGUUAGCAUGGAGACAUAUCAAAAUGUGGUUACAUAACAAUUCUCCCGAUUUGAAUAGUUCAUUACAGAAACCUUGUACUGAUGAUGAUUUAAAUGAUUUCCAAAAAGAUUUAACUAUCAAACUACCCAAUUGUGUUAUUGAGUUCUUCAAACUUACUGAUGGUCAAUAUAUUGAUGAUUUUAACAAGGUUGGAGGUCUCAUUUUUGGGUUGAAAUUAAUGUCUUUGGACGAAAUAAUGGUUAUGACAGAAGAUUGGAGAAAAGUGGCUAAAAAGAUCACAACUGAAAUGUCACAUCUGGGCAUCGGGGUACAAUCAGUACCUAAGACUAGUAAGGUAUCUUUCAAUAGUACUGGAUUAGGUAUCCCGUUGAACAAUUCGACGGCAUCUUUGAAUAUUUCCAAAUCUGAAACAUCGGUUGAUUCUUCUUCUUAUCCAACACAAAAGUCCAUGCCACCAGGGUAUAUUCAUGCAAUUUUUGCUCAUCCAUCUUGGAUUCCUUUGAUCACUGAUGAAGUAGGUAAUUGUAUUGGUAUUGAUUUAUCACCUCCGGCCAAGGGUCCAGGAAAAUGGGGUCAAGUUAUACUAUUUGGUAGAGAAUUUGAUACUAAAUAUUUAUUAGCUGAUAAUUUAGGUGACUUCCUUCUUAUUUUUGCUAAUGAUUUAGAAAAGGGAAACUGGGAAAUUAAAGUUCCAGAAAAGAAUAAUUAUGGUGAUUUAGUGAUGGGAAACGAAGGUGAUUUAGUAUUUAUCGAUAAAGAGACCAAAUUGGAAGCUAAUUAUUUGACAGUAUUGAAGAAAAGAUGUAUCUCCAAAUGGGUUGAAUCUUUAGAUAAAGAAAACUUAUCAUCAGAGACAAAACUUUUGAUAGAUGAAUUGAAGAAAAAUCCAGAUUCUAUAUUAAAUGUUAAGAAAUUGAAUGAAAAAUCUAUUGAUGAUUUUAUUAAUAAUAAUUUGGAAUUAAUGAAAGAGCUGACUUUACCUGUAAAAGAAUCAGCUGCAAAACCACCAGCGAAACAACCUUCAAUGAAGAAAUCUGUCGAUAAACCAAUGCCACCGAUUCCUCAAGAGAUUAUUGCUCAUGACCUUAAUGAUAACGACACUUUUGAUGAUACUACCAUAUAA